Molecule: messenger RNA, 3284 nt
Organism: Phyllostomus discolor (pale spear-nosed bat)
Lineage: Eukaryota; Metazoa; Chordata; Mammalia; Chiroptera; Phyllostomidae
Gene: BRAT1
Product: BRCA1 associated ATM activator 1
Exons: 14
Coding region: 354-3059 (901 amino acids)
Biological process (GO): DNA damage response; positive regulation of protein phosphorylation; cell population proliferation
Cellular component (GO): nucleus
Source: RefSeq, a predicted model, not a curated record
GCGGGCUCCGUGGUGGGGUUGGAUGGGAAUCCCGCGCGAGGGCGGGGGCGCACUCCGGACCGGCGUGCGCGGGGGUCCCAGCGCCACCGCGGCUGGCGGCCCCUGCCCCCGGUGGGCCUUCUGCGCUGCCCGGGCCGGGCGCCCGCGGCGGGGUCCACGGGCCUAAAACUGACGACCCCGAACGGCAGGGAGGGCUCUGUAGCAGGGGUCUGGGCUCGUCCGGGUGGAGAGACGGACACCCCAGCCCAGGCAGACCCCCCGAUCCCGGCAGAACCGCUGGCCACCUCCCCAACCCCCCCCCCCCCGACCCCAGGCGGUUUUUAAGUUGCUUGCUGCACUUGGGGUGCACGUUAAUGCAUGUACCCGGGGAGACCCCCGCCCAGGCCCCACACGCCCGUGCACACCCCGGUCCUGGCCUUCCUGUCGCGCGCUCCGCUGGCGUGUGCACGGUUGCCGAGUGCAGCCGCGCUGACUCCGGACUGACCUCCCAACCCGGGCAGAGACGCGCCGGCCCUGUCUGUACACGUGGCUGCCCCAGAACGUACCCACAGCCCCGGCUGGCCUACCCGCAUCCUCGGAGCCCCGGCCUCGCCAUGGACCCAGAGUGCUCCCAGCUCCUCCCGGCCCUCUGUGCUGCCCUGGCAGACCCCAGGCAGCCCGUGGCAGAUGAUACCUGUUUGGAGAAGCUGCUGGACUGGUUUAAAACCGUAACUGAAGCCGGGUCCAGCCUGCUGCUGUUGGAGGGCAGCCCCUGCCUGGUGGAGCUGCUGUGCCAGGUGCCGAGAGCCCCGGGCCUGAGCCCCGGCGUCCUCGCCUUCUCCCUCCGCCUGGCGGGCCUGCUGGCGGCCCAGGAGGACUGCUUCCAGUACCUGCAGCAGGGGCAGCUGCUGCCGGGGCUCUUCGGGGAGGCGGGGCCCCUGGGCGGAGCAGCCUGGACGGCGCCCACGGUGCGCAGCGGCUGGAUCCAGGGCCUGCGUGCGAUGGCACAGCACCCCAGCGCCCUGCGCUUCCUGGACGACUUCGGCGCCCUGGACACCGUCUUCUCCCUGCAGGGGGACUCCAGCCUGUUCGUGGCCUCGGCGGCUGGGCAGCUCCUGGCCCACGUCCUGGCCCUGUGCAUGGGGGGCCCAGCCGGGGCCCAGCCCGGCCUGCAGGCCCGUGACUGGCCGGCGUGCGCCCAGAGGAUCGUGGGCCACAUCGAAGAGGCCCUGUGCUCCGCAGCCGCCCCGCGGGUCACGCAGGCCCUGCACGUCCUGAGCACCACCUUCGGGCGCUGCCACGGCCCUUGGGGGCAGGUCCUCUGGGAGCGGCUGAGCCCCCCCGUGGCCCGUCUGCUGGAGAAGGACCCCGUCCUGGCCGCACACGCACUGGUGGAUCUCUUGCUCAGCGUGGCCCGGUCCCCUGCGCUGAGCUCCGACAGCGGCCUGUGGGAGACGCUGGCGCAGACCCUGGGCCACCUGAGCCCCACCCAGGCGGGGCCUCUGGCUCUGGGGGUCCUGAAGCUGCAGGACUGUCCCCAGGCUCUGAGGACACAGGCCUUCGACGUGCUCCUGCAGCCCCUGGCCUGCGUCCUGAAGGCCGCUGCUGAGGCCCCCGGACCCCCAGGCCUGCCGGCCGCGCCCGCAGAGGACUCGGCCGUGGUGGACGUCCUCCUGUCCUCCAGGUCGGCCUGCGUGGGCCUCCUGUGCCAGACCCUGGCCCACCUGGAGCUGCUGCUGCCGACGCCCCAGCGCCCCUCGCCCUGGCCCCAGGCUGCCCUGCUCGGCGCCGCGGUGACCGUCCUGCAGUUCUGCCGCGGCUCGGCGGUGCCGGCCUCCGGCGUGGGGAGCCGCCUCUGCGUGACCCUGGCCGGCUGCGUCCGGGUGCAGCGAGCGGCCCUGGACUUCCUGGGGGCGCUGUCGCAGGACACAGGGCCGCGAGAGCUGCUGCCGCGGGUGUUCGCCGUCCUCCUAGACUACCUCGCGAGCCCCGACUCCAGCCCCACGGUCCUGAGGAAGGCCUUCCAGGCCACGCUCAGGUGGCUGCUGAGCUCCCCCCAGCCCCCUGGCUCCUGCGACCUGGACCCCCACACCCAGCGCUUCCUUGGAGAGCUUCUCCCUGUGCUGCAGAAGCGCCUGUGCAGCCCCUGCUGGGAGGUGAGGGACUCGGGCCUCGAGUUCCUGGCCCAGGUGACCCGGUCCUGGGCAGGACAGGCCGGCUUCAGAGACGCGCUCCUGGCCUCGGAGGUGCCUGAGCUCGCCGAGCAGCUCCUGCAGGACCCCGAGAGCUACGUCCGCGCGAGUGCGGUGACCGCCGUGGGGCUGCUCUCCGGCCGGGGGCUGCACGCCGCCCGAGGCAGCCCUGAGCGCCCGGGAGGCCCGCAGAGCCUGCUGCUGGACCUGCUGCACGUGCUCUCCACGGACUCGGAGGGCUUCCCCCGGAGGGCCGCCAUGCAGGUCUUCACGGAGUGGCUGAGGGACGGCCACGCCGAGGUGGCCGCGGACCCGGAGCGCUUCGUGGCCAGGGUGCUGCAGGCGGCGAGCCAGGACCUGGACUGGGAGGUGCGGGCCCAGGGCCUGGAGCUGGCCCGGGUGUUCCUGGCCCAGAUGCUGGGCCAGCCGGGCCCCGACUGUCCCUACGCGGUGGCCCCGCCCGCGGCCCCUGCCCCCGGCCGGCUGGCGCAGGCCCUGCGGGCGCUCUGCCGCGUGCGGCUCUUCGAGUUCGCCUUCCGGGCCCUGUUCGACUGCGACCGGGCCGUGGCCCAGAAGUCCUGCGACCUCCUCCUCUUCCUGCGGGACAGGGCCGCCCCCUGCGACGGCCCGCAGGGCAUGGGGGGCGGCCCCGACGCCGCCUCCGCGGAGGCCACGCUGCAGAGGUGGCGGGCCGGCGAGCAGGGCCAGCCGCUGGGGCCCCUGGAGCCCGAGGCCGCGGUGGCCGUGCUGAGGGCCCUGGACCUGGAGGGCCUGCGGGGGGCGCUGGCGGAGAGCAGCGACCACGUGGAGCGGAGCCCCCAGUCGCUGCUGCAGGACAUGCUGGCCACCGUGGGCGUCCUGGGGGACCACGAGGCCGACUGCUACUGAGGCCGGCCACCCCGAGGCCUCCCUGUCCCUGCCGCUGGGACUCCCCCCUCCCUCGGCCCGGCCCGGCCACGCACAGGACCCUCAGGGAAGCCGGGGCCGGCGAGGUCGGCGCCGUGCGUUCUGCUGUCUUGGGGAAGCCGCGCUUUUUCUACUGGAAAUAAAGGGCGUUUGACAGGGCCCCGGAGUCAGCGUUGUCCCACGGGAGCCUGGAGGCGCGACCGUGGA